ACAGGAAUUAAUAAAAUGGUGCUUGUUAAAGAAUCAUGUAGUAACACUAAUAUAUAAUACUUCAUUGAUACGAACAAGUGGAGAACUGGUCAUCACGCCUUAAUUACCUCCUAGCAAUUAUAAUAAUUGUCCAUGUGGACAAAUAAACCGUAUCGCGUGGACAGAAUAAGUUUCUCUAAAUGAGUAACUCUAAUAAGCUAAGUGAAGCAAUAUUUAACGAAGUUCCAGUAUGUUUCUUCGACUACGCGUGUCGUUUCCAUAGAUACCAGAAAGUAUGGCCGUUCGCUUAACAGUUCAUGAGUGACGGCUGGCACGAGUAGCUGGAAUCGAAACGUUUCUCAAGUACUUCUCCAAAGUUUCAUUUGCAAUUCAAACGUGUUUCCUUGCUCGUCUAUAACCUGAAGCCACAAUUAAUAAGGAAUGACAGUACUACUACGGUCGAAGGGAAUGAAUAUAAGAUUACCUUAGCUGUGGUAAAUUGAAGACCUCUUUGACGCCAUGUGAGAAGAAAUAACAUUACGUAUAAUGGCGUCUGAUGAUGACUCCGUAAUACUACGUUAAUGAUUCGUCGGAGAAGCAAGGAUUUCUGAUAAGAUUGAUCCUGUUAAAUUGCCAAAAAUUGAAAGCAGGAUGAAUCGGUAUAUAACAAUGAAUCAGCUAGGCGAUGGUACCUUCGGUUCUGUCGUCCUUGGUGAACGUAUUGAUACAGGGGAGAAGGUGGCUAUUAAGAGAAUGAAACGAAAAUACUAUUCUUGGGAGGAAGCGAUGAAUCUACGUGAAGUUAAGUCUCUGAAGAAGCUGAGUCAUGCCAACGUAGUGAAGUUAAAGGAAGUUAUUAGAGAAAAUGAUGUUUUGUACUUUGUAUUUGAAUACAUGAAGGAGAAUCUUUAUCAAUUAAUGAAGGACAGAGAGAAGCUAUUUCCUGAACCUGUUGUUAGGAAUAUGGUUUACCAAGUCCUGCAGGGUUUGGCAUUUAUGCAUAAACACGGGUUUUUUCAUCGUGACAUGAAACCAGAAAAUUUGUUAUGCAUGGGACCCGAACUUGUUAAAAUAGCAGAUUUUGGAUUAGCAAGAGAAAUACGAUCACGGCCACCUUAUACGGAUUAUGUUUCAACACGUUGGUACAGAGCACCGGAAGUAUUACUGCAUUCGACAACCUACAACAGUCCAAUAGACAUAUGGGCGGUUGGAUGUAUAAUGGCAGAACUCUAUACAUUUAGUCCACUAUUUCCUGGAAAGAGCGAGAUAGAUGAGAUCUUUAAGAUCUGUUCUGUUAUCGGUACUCCCGAUAAGGACGAUUGGCCAGAGGGUUAUCAAUUGGCAGCAGCGAUGAAUUUUAAAUUUCCAAACUUCACGCGGACUUCCUUAAGCAUUUUGAUACCAAAUGCUAGUCAGGAAGCUGUUACACUAAUGGAGGAUAUGCUGCAGUGGAAUCCAACAAAGAGACCCACUGCCCAACAAUCGUUAAGGUAUCCAUAUUUUCAAGUGGGAGGGCCGAGAGUAGUCAGUAGUAAGAAAAUUGGCGUAGGAUCUCAGAGAGAGAUUCUAGUUAAUAGAGUUAACAUGGCAUUACCACAACCUUCACCACCGCCACCCCAACUUCCGGCAGCACCGGGCAUGUUGCGGCAACCGAUAUCUUUGAGCGACUAUGACCAGACGGAUGUCAUCGUUGGCGGGACGAGUUUACGACCAUGUAGGGUAUCGGAAAUGGUACCGGUACAACCGCGACAGCAGCCAGUGUUGCCGUUAUUAAAUCAUAACGAACGUAAACGUGAAAAUUCUGUGAAAUGGGACGGCGAUGGAAUUAAGGAUAGUCUCGAGGAUGAUUUUGCUAAUCUCCUAGGAAGUAAAAUUAUCCCGGACAAUUCAAAUGGCAAGUACCCAGUCCAUGAGAGAAUAUCUAAGGAGAAUCGUGCCAAUUGGAAUGGUAACUAUCCUAACAUAGAGAAUCAAAAGCAAACAAAUGCCAACUGGUCCCUGCCCAAUUGGUACGAGCAAGCUCCUGCGAGAAACUGGCGUCAGUCUCAAACAAAUUUGAAGAGUACGCGUAAAGUCUCAGCCAAGCAACAUUAUCUCAGCGUGGCUCGGUACGUCGCAGGCCAGAGCACAAAUUUACCUUCCAGAAAUGGCGACGGAGACUCUAAUAGAUCUGCUUUAAACCAUUCCAACAUCAUAGUCAAUGGUACGAGUGUACUUCCAUCAGCAGCUCCAGACAAGUUGAAUGGCUUCGCAGACUCUUUUUGGACUCCUCGAGAAACUGUGGAUACUUUAAAAACAGCCAAACAACAUUAUAUGACACGUAGUCGUUACGUAUCCGAGCCAAAUGCCAGAUUGCCCUACGCCAGUGUCUAUGAGACAAACGCAGCUACAAACAGGACCGCAGGAUUACAGUCCAAUCUAUUCGGCGGUGUCCUGAAGACAAGGCCAACUGCUGGUCUGCAUGGACGUACGGAUUGGGCUGCUAAAUAUCUUAAAUGACCUCAAGCAGAAUCAUUAUCCAAUGGUAAUUCAUAUAUAGAAGCAAACGACAAUCGUCAAUUCGCCAAUGGCGAUGCGUAUCAAACUGUGAUAUAAAUGUCCUGACGACGUGACCAAAUACCUGAUUAUCCAUAACAUAGGAUAUACGUGGUUUUUACUAUCAUCAUCAAUUUGGAUAUCCAAUAUUGGUUUAUCUCUACGAUCGUCAUAGGACCUGUAUAACAUUUAACGAACCAGUAUUUCCAAACGAAUGAGAGAAUGAAUGAAACGAAAUGAAUGGUUAAGAGUGACUAAGAGAGUAUAUAAUCAAACUUAUCGCAUAUUUAAUAUCUGUGUCAAAUAAUUCGAAUUGGCUAUAUGUAUUUCUAGUUUUCUUGAAGAGAGAAACUUAAAAGAAUACUCUCAAAGUUCCCUUUUCGGAAAAGAUUAUAACCAGCUGGUAUUAUUUUUAUGUUAAAAAUCCAAAAGACAGCCAAUCGAAUCGUAGUUCUAGUAUGGAAGAGUAAUGGUAGUGCCGAUUACGUUGUAAUAGUUGUAUAAGAUAUUACGCAUAUAUAUGUAUAUAUACAUACAGAUAUAUUUAUUAUUUGUACAUACUAUAAUAAGUUCAAUGGGAAGCGAUCGUGGAUGUUUUCAAAAAUUGUUAGUCAUUUUUCUUUUGAUUUUUUUAAAAAAUUUGAAAAUCCCAUUCACGGACGACACCAACGUUAGGAGAUUUUAUUUUUCACUUUUCAGAAACUCGUGCGUGUCGCCUGCGAGGGAUGUAAAGUUCUAACAAAAAUUAAUAAGAUAAACAAAAAAAAUAGAUGAUAAACUCUUGCUCCUUCCAAAAAAAAUUACGUUUUUCCAUUUUCCUCGCGAUAUCUCAAGGACCAUUCGACGAUCCUUUCCCACGGCACUUAUUGUUAGACACAAUGUUCAGAAAUAGGGCAUUGCGACGAAAAAUAUAAUAUACAAUGAAAAGAUU
Molecule: messenger RNA, 3445 nt
Organism: Cephus cinctus (wheat stem sawfly)
Lineage: Eukaryota; Metazoa; Arthropoda; Insecta; Hymenoptera; Cephidae
Product: serine/threonine-protein kinase ICK
Exons: 9
Coding region: 631-2478 (615 amino acids)
Biological process (GO): intraciliary transport; protein phosphorylation; cilium assembly
Cellular component (GO): cilium; cytoplasm; nucleus
Molecular function (GO): ATP binding; protein serine/threonine kinase activity
Source: RefSeq, a predicted model, not a curated record